Molecule: messenger RNA, 2154 nt
Organism: Meyerozyma guilliermondii ATCC 6260
Lineage: Eukaryota; Fungi; Ascomycota; Pichiomycetes; Serinales; Debaryomycetaceae
Gene: MNT4
Product: Mnt4p
Exons: 1
Coding region: 1-2154 (717 amino acids)
Biological process (GO): protein O-linked glycosylation
Cellular component (GO): Golgi apparatus
Molecular function (GO): alpha-1,3-mannosyltransferase activity
Source: RefSeq, a predicted model, not a curated record
AUGCGCCUUGAUCGCUCGUGGUUCAGACCAACCAGGCGGCAAAACCGCCUACUAGUCAUGGCAGUGGUGGCUCUAGGUGUACUCUUGUGCUUGCACUGGGGUCACCACCACGUUCCUAGGGCUCGUCGGCUUUUUAAUGUUGACAUUAUUCAAGCGAGAAGGUCGGUGAAUAAUCCUAUUUAUAAUGAUAUGUCGGCAUUUGAAAACCUGGAAGCAGAUCCAUGUAUCGCCUAUUUCGACAAGCUAGCUUCAUUAUCAUCCGAUGGGGAUAUACUCGACUUGGAGGCUAUACACAGCCACACUUACAAUAUUGCAUUAUACAAACGAAGUAGAUGGGUGAGAGAACAAGAAAGAGCAUUGCGUCAUCAAAUGAAAGAGGAGGGUAAGAGAGAGCGCUGGGGGCCAAAGCAUGAUGCAAUAAUUCGACAAAAGUUCUUGGAUGACAGCAUGCAGCUUAUCAAUCAUGAGAAGCAGAUUAUACGUCUGAUAAACCAUAUGCGCAUUUACAACCGAUGCUUCGUCGACAGAACCUCAGGUAGCAACCGCGGAGACUUGAUUGAGAAGAAACUUUACCCAUGGAUCAACAACGCCUUACCAACUUUCAAGCUGUGGAACGGUAAAAUCUUGGAGGAGGGAAAAGUUCCAGUGGUCGACGCUAGAAAGGUUUUUGACGAGAGUGGUACCGCAAUUCAAAGAUUGAAGAAAAUGAGUAAUGGUAAGGGAAUAGUUAUUCCGAUAUUACCCUCUCAAUUCAGAAAACAGCAAAUAGAGGAAAUUCAAGGUCUCAUAAGAGUCCUCAGAGCCAACAAAAACACCCUUCCAAUUCAAAUUGUGUAUCGAAAAGAGGAUUUGAAUCAAGAUGAGAUGAAUUUGUUGAUCAGUUCAGCAAGGACAGAAAUCAGGCGUUUUCCAUACUCGUAUGAAUGGUUUCACAAAACAGAAUACGGAGAAGACGUCGAAGUCAAAUUUAUGAGCUCUCGUGAUUAUCCAAAGCAAGACUUGUGGUUUGUCGAUACGUCAGGAAUACUCAACGAAAAACAGCAUCCUCACAUACGAAGGUCCCCCUUAUUCGUAACUCAUACCUUUGCCAUAACUUUGGCCGCAAUCUUCAAUUCGUUUGAGGAGUACAUACUACUUCUUUCCUCAUUCAUACUAUUAAAGCAGGACAUACAAUCAACUUUCAAUGAUCCUGAGUAUUUGAAAUAUGGUCUUCGGUUCUUCAAGUCGAGAUCCGACUAUGACUCUAAACAAAGAAAAUCACCACCAGGUUUUCGUGAAUUAUCAAGCCUCAUUAGGGGAUACUUGAUGCCCUCUAAGGAGGAUUGCAAGAUUUUUGGCCUUCAUGAACGUUCAGGUGACUCACCAUCGUCCCGAAUUUUCGACCAUGACUUUCAGCUGCUUCAAGAUCCCACGGUGAUGGUGAUCAACAAAUCGAAAGUACUUAGCGGGCUUCUUUUGUCAGCGAAUCUUCAGCUAUAUCCACUCCUCCAUGGUCGCUUUCCUGUUGCGAAAGAAGAAGUCAAUCCGGAGUAUUUCUGGCUUGGACAAGAAAUUGCUGGAACGAAUGCAAAAGUCAAUUUCAACCAGCCCUCCGCAGUGGUUGCUGGAAUACAGACACCAUUACAAAAUCGUGACUUCAAGUUGGUCACAGCAAGCCACGAAAUGUGUUCUUCUUCUUGGGCUCAAUUGGAUCCACAAGAUGAAUCACAGCUCAUGUAUGUGACUAGCCACCAACUUGAAAAUUAUUAUCUGGGCAGAAUUACGUUCAGGCAAGACAUUGCACUGAAAUACACCAGUAAAGAGAAGGUUUUGAAAGAGCAGGAAGAUGGUACUCGAGUUGAAGUGGAAGAAGAGAACACCAAUACUGUUGAAAAGUUAGAUCGAAAUCCUCUAUUCAUGGAGGAAAUUUUUAGACCCAUUGAUCUAUUGAAACCGAUCAUUGAGGAAGAUUAUAGAGAACCACGCCAAUCAUGGUACAAGCAAAGCAAUUUUGGACAUGAUAAUGACCAUCCGUUGUGGUGUGCAUACGACAUUGUGGGGAGUCCUAACAUACAAGAACGGGGCCUCAUUAUACCAAUCAGUGAGAAAUUGCAGGCAAGAUACAAUUUUCUUGUGGAAGUUCAUAUGUACAAGUUAGAGGCUCUUGAUGAUUAA